This is a messenger RNA of Chroicocephalus ridibundus (black-headed gull), 4470 nucleotides long. RefSeq names its product family with sequence similarity 107 member A (gene FAM107A). Lineage: Eukaryota; Metazoa; Chordata; Aves; Charadriiformes; Laridae. The coding region runs from base 644 to 1171 and encodes 175 amino acids. The transcript is spliced from 5 exons. Gene Ontology annotation, biological process: actin filament polymerization; regulation of actin cytoskeleton organization; actin filament bundle assembly. The record is from RefSeq and is a predicted model, not a curated record. Gene Ontology annotation, cellular component: stress fiber; neuron projection; synapse.
GGACACAGCUCCGGGUAACCUGGGCUCCCCAGGGGCCACGGUGGGCUCCGGCAGCAAACGGGCAGCCCGGGGCGUUUGCGGGAGCAAAGUUUGCAAAACCCAGUGCUGCCACAGGAGCCAAGAGCCAGGCUGCAGGCGGGUAGCAGAGGGAUAAUCCUGACUUAUUUGGGGGGUAGGGGUUUAUUUCAGCAAAGCAGCAGCAAGGAAGGAUGCCACAGGCAAAGACCGACGGGUGCCGGGGCCCUGCAGCCGGGCGAAUCCGCGUCCUGUGACAUCUUGCCCUGUCAAGUGCAAUUAUUGUAAUCUCCCACAGCCUCUCAAAAUACGGAUCCUGGCUUAGAAACUGGGCAUCCGCAGUAUGAAAGCUGCCUUUGUGCCCGGGCAGAGCCUGGGCGCGAGCCAGCCGUUAGGUGCACGAAGAAAAUGAGUUCUCCACGUGCUAGGAGAAGGGAGGAAAAGCAAGCUUUCCCGCCCGACCCUGCUGCAGACAGGCUGGAUUUCACCCACGUCUCCCUGCAGCGGCCGCCAAGGGGCUGGGAGCUGCACGGCCGCUCAUCCCCCCGGGAAUAACGGGGCUGGUGACCACAGGGAACCGGCCGGUCCCACGCCCCGGGUGAGCAGGGCACAGCCGGCACGUCGGACCAUGGGGGCGGCUCACGGGAAAAAGAAAGAAUAUUCCCUUCAGCCCAAGUGUCCGAGUGGAAGCGGGAAGCCCGGGAGCGGUGGCUCAGCAUCGAUGUACACUGAAAUACAGCGGGAGCGACCAGACAGUGGGAAUAUCCUGACCCACCCAGACUACAUAGAUGGAAACCCAGACCUCAUCAAACCUAAAAAGCUCCUAAAUCCUGUAAAAGCCUCGAAGAGCCACCAAGAGCUGCACAGGGAGCUGUUGAUGAACCACAAAAGGGGCUUGGGCGUGGAGAGCAAGCCAGAGCUGCAGCGGGUGCUCGAGCACCGACGGCGAAACCAGCUCAUCAGACAGAAGAAGGAAGAGGAAGAGGCAAAGAAACUGCAGUCUCCUUUCGAAAAAGAGCUACUAAAGAGGCACCAGAGGCUGGAUCAGCUGGAGAAAGAGCAGGAGAAGCAGGAAGACCAUGCACCAGAAUUCAUUAAAGUCAAGGAAAACCUGAGAAGAACAUCGACGGUGACCGGGGAUGAGAAAGCAGCGUAGCUUCUGCCAAAACUCACCAGGGAUCCUACCAAGGCCGGCACUAACACAUACACGCUGACAUCUCUGUACAUGGUGGACAUUCACAGCCGCAUCAUUGGGGCUACUUACAGUUAUUAACACUUGCUCCAGUAGAAGGCUCAAAAAAGGUUUUCCCAGCCCAGGAAGGUAUCACGGUGGAAAAGGUGCAGUAUUCACCGAAGUACUCACACGAGGAGAUGCGGAGAGAAAUGAUGUUAUUUUUCCCCCCAGAUUGUGGGUACACGCUAACCUCCAGCUAACUCUUGGUUAACCCUUGAGACACAGCACCAUUUAAGCCAGGGGAGUCCGUGGAGGGAUGGUUUGGGGGACCCCUGCUUCUUCCUGGAGGCAGGCUUGCCCAGCACGGGGUGGCAGGAGGGCGGCUGCAGCUCUGGAGAACCUCCUGGAAACCUGGCGUGGUAACUAAAAGGGACAAUGUGCAUAUUACUGAGAACAGCCCAGGUGACAGUAACAGCUUUCCCGAGGGUCCCUGCUAUUGCACCAGUGUGAGAGUGAAGCCCAGCUGAGGCUGUGUGUCCCAGCAGCACACCCAUACUAUUAAAAAACCAACCUCUGUGUGCCCACACCAAUGCAGCACAGGCAGGUGCAAAACUGUUCUUCACAAGGACCUUUAAACUGCAUUCAAAACCUGUUUAAAAAUCGCUAUUUAGGCAGUUUCGUGCUCAGGCAGAAGACACGUUGGACUGUACCAUCAAUGUCCCAAGCAGGAGGCAAAUGCUCCCUGCAGAAAGCAAAGGCUGGGUGUUUCCAGCUGGGUGUUCGUGGAAGCCUGCAGUGACCAGGCAGCAGAUCCCUGUGGAUGCAGCAGACAGACAAACUGCUUCUUGCCCUUGGACCACUGAACGCCAGCCCCUCACCCAGCAGCUGGACAUGUGCUACCACAGAGACCCACAAAAACAUCCUGUUGUUGAGAGGUGGCGAUGUGGUAAUGUCCUACCGGCGUGAGGCUGCUGUCCUGUUCGCCCCGCACGCAGCUGACACCUGUAGGCACCAGGGGCUAUGGAGCACAUAGGUACCGAUGCAAAACUAGUUGUCGGUGCUUCUCAUCCCCUUUUCCAGAGGUCGGAGCUGCCUCAUUUCAGCUGCCACCUUGCAAAGCUAAAAACCUUCUUGCUGCCGGUGUAGCAAAGCAGCACCACGUGCACUUGCACCAGGUAUGGACGGAGAGUACCACAUUAACGGGGCACCCACAGGUGUCCACAUCUAGAGCUAAAAUGGCACCUUCGGGAAGAUCUCAGCUUCUUGCUUCUCACAUCAGCCCUGACACAAAGCCUAAACAGCAUAACUCACCGACUGCCUUUGAACACUGGCUCUUGAAUGGCAAGCCUCAAUGGACCUAGUCAGCUGGGAAGGUAAUACCUGGUUAAGCAAUAUUUACUGUCCACAUCUUCAGUUGAUCCAUACAUAAAUUAAGGGAAACAGGGCAUUUAUCACACACGCAUUUAUUAAAAAGUUACUAAUCCAUUCCCUAAUCUCCCUGGCCCAGUGGGGUGUUUCAUUUCAGAGGGCUGUUGCUCAACCUGGCAGCUUGAGUAAAACGUCUGAGCCACAUCACCUGUGGUGAGCAGUGAUACAGGCACGGGGCUUCCGCGAGACAUUGGACUAUAAAACCCCUUAACUCAGUUCCAGCCCUUGAAAGCCCCAUCUCAUGGCACUACUCUGCGGUAGUUUCUAAGCCCCCUGCUCAUCACGCUCAUUCUAAACAAGUUUCUAAUUCAGAAAUCCAGUGCAUACGGUCACUAUGGGUCAAACAAGAUCUGAAAGGAUCUAUUAUGUCCUUUCCAACUGUGACGCUUUUCAUAUAGGUUGUGAUUAAAACCAUGAGGAAGAAGCAGCAUCGACCAUUUUUUCAGGGUGGAAAGAAAGCCAAAUUUCUCCAAGAAAAACUAAGUGUUGCUAAGGAUGCUCGUGCACAGCUGUAAAGAAUGCUGUAUGAUACUCCAUAGAUAACAUCGGCUUCAAUAACAAGCCAGAAGUACUGUGCUGGGGGUUUUGUGAGGGGUUAUGGCACAGAUUAAGUAACCUUGAUCAAAGAGCUCAAAAAAAAUCAUCAAAUUAAUUUGUAAUUUUGCCACAGAUGGAAACGCGCUCCAGGACAGGCAAUCUGUCGCUCCAUAUGCACCAGUGAAAUCAGUGUUAUCAGCUCACCCGGGCUGGGACGGGGGCAUUUAUGCAAGUCCUUGGGUGGGAGCCAUGCGGUAAGGUCUGGGGAAGCCAAGCGCUCAAAUCAGCAACAAAAAGGUUGAAAAUAUUUUACUGCAGUCUUCUUUGGAGUAUGCAAAUACCAUCUGGGGGAAAAAAAAAAAUAAUAAUAAAUCAAGGUGUCUCCCUCUGAUGCGGUGGCCACCAAGCACAGAGUGGGGCUGCAAACCAACGCAGUCCGGGAUCGCUCAGGGGUGUCUGGGUCAUUUUCAGCGGGUGUCCAGAAGGGAAAGGGAGGGCUGGGUCACGCUGCCCUGACGCAGGCUGAGCUAUCAGGGCCACGAGAAACCCUUCCAGCGGUGGAGAGACAGCAGAAAGCCCUGACCCGACUGCCCACGGGCUGUGAGCCAGGACCCAGCCGCAUGUCCACACAUCGACCCACCCAACCGGCCACCAGCCGCUGGCACCGGGAGCUCCCGCGGGGCCAGACCGGGCGGCAGCAGCCCCACAGCACACAGCGGGACGCAUGGCACUUCACCCCUGGCGAGAGCUGCAGGCUCCAGCCCUCCGCGACGGCACGUGGGAAAAGAUGCUUUUGCUGUGCAAGCCUUGGCUUAAAAACUCACGGCGUUUUCCAACGCAGCUCUUCUCACCCCUGCGAACCGAUAACCGCAUCCCUGGCUGGGCUCAGAGCCUCCACAGCCUUCACGGAUGCUCUUGUGGUGCGGCAGCGUGGAGGUGGCACCCGAAAAAACAGCAGUGUAGACAUCACCAGGAAGAUUUUGGGGUAUCUUUGUGUCUCUUUUUCUUUUAAGUGAAUUCCUCCCUAUGUCCCUAAAACACAUUCCUGAAUAAACGUGGUGGAUCCAGAAGAUACAGAUUAUCAGAGUAUCGAAGGAAGACAAUUUUUUGCACUGUGUAUAUUGCCGAUGUGGUAUAUAGUCUAUAUACUGUCUUGGUGUUUGUACAUUUAUAUAAAAAUAUAUGUCAUGCAACUCUACUUAAUUAACUCACGCUGUUUAAUGUGGACACUUCUGAAGAAAUAAACUAAAAGAUGAUUGUAUAUUUUGCUCUUUUCCACAAGGAACUGAAAAAGCUCUGAGGAUGCAAGCAGACGA